UCUGAAGCAUGAAUAAGACAUAAAACACGACAAAUGCAACUUUAAAACACACCUCAGGCUCUUUAAAUAACCCGUAUGAAUGAAAGCGCGUGCUGCUCUUUGCUGUUAGAUGUUCUAGAAUCUUCUGGAAGGCAAAUAAUCUGCAGUCACGUUUAGGGCAGAUAGUGCGCAUGCGCAGGAUAUUUCACGUGGAGUACAGAUUCCCCUUCAGUCUGUGUCACAUCAAGAAACCGGGGUGCUGCAUCUUCACGUCGACUCUGUCCUCUCACACGUCCAGACAUGGCCUUCAGAAAAUUCCUUCCCUUGUUCGACCGGGUGCUGGUGGAGCGCUUUACCGCAGAGACGGUGACGAAGGGGGGCAUCAUGCUGCCAGAGAAGGCUCAGAACAAAGUGCUGCAGGCCACAGUGGUGGCAGUCGGGCCUGGCGCUGUCAAUCAGGAUUUCUACAAUUGGCCGGAUGAGUCAUUUGAAGAGAUGGACAGCACCCUUGCUGUCCAACAGUACAUUCAGCAGAACAUUAGAUCAGAUUGCUCCAAUAUCGACAAAAUCCUGGAGCCUCCGGAGGGUCAGGACGAGGGGGUGUGGAAGUAUGAACACCUCAGGCAGUUCUGCCUGGAGCUCAACGGACUAGCUGUAAAACUGCAGAGCGAGUGUCAUCCAGACACCUGCACUCAGAUGACCGCCACAGAGCAGUGGAUCUUUUUAUGUGCUGCCCACAAGACCCCCAAAGAGUGCCCUGCCAUUGAUUACACCAGGCACACGCUGGACGGAGCUGCCUGUCUUCUCAAUAGCAACAAAUACUUCCCCAGCAGGGUGAGCAUCAAGGAGUCAUCAGUUGCCAAACUGGGCUCCGUCUGUCGUCGCAUCUAUAGGAUAUUCUCUCAUGCCUACUUCCAUCAUCGCCAGAUAUUCGACAAGUAUGAGAACGAAACGUUCCUAUGUCACCGGUUCACACGCUUCGUAAUGAAGUAUAACCUGAUGUCCAAGGACAACCUGAUCGUUCCCAUUCUGGAGGAGGAAGUGCAGAACACCUCGUCAGCUGGGGAGAGCGAGGCCUGAAGAUACUGCCUCCAUAGAGGGAGACACAUGUAAAACACACACAUGACAGAGGAGACACAUUCACACACAUGCAUACACACACUACAGUGUAUUAGGGCUCCUGUCUAGUAACACUGUCCAUGUCCCUCUACCCUUGUCACCUGUGUCUAUCUCAAAGGAAGUAAGGGGUAGCGGGAGCAGAGUUCAGCCAUGCCUGCAGGACAAGAUGAUGUUUUCUAUCCUCUCUGUUUUUUCAGAUUCAGUCUCUGGAUGCAGCCCCUGCUCUCACACUACUCCUUUAGGGGAAACCCCUUUUACCUUUAAUGUUCUUUAAGCAGCUGGAUUUGCAAAAAUGUAAUCAUGGUGACCUGUAUUGUUGACAAAGGCACACGCUGACAGCCUCCCCCUCCCUCUGUAUAUAACCCCCCCUCUCUUAAUUCACUAUCAUGUUUUCUGAUGGUGCUUCACUUUUUUGUGUCUGCUUCUGUUUCAAAUUUGCUUAUUGUGUUGACUACCAGCCUGUUUUCGAGGGGGUUGUCGUAUGAAAUGGAUCAAUAACUUAGCCUGCUGACUUAAAGGGAUAGUCUUUGAUGGGGAGUGGCACGUGGCACUUAACCAGUCAGAAUAUUACCUACAGUAGCUGUGAUCUGUCUUCACAGCCACCAGACUCCAUUGACAAAAACAGUCAUUUUACCUCGCAGAACACGGAAGUUGCUGGUCUACCACUGCCUGGAUCGGUUAAUUAGUUUGUGUAACUUUGGUGGUUUAAAGGUUAAGUUCGGAUUCACAAAAGUCGCACAACAACACAAACUAACUAACCGAUGGAAGCAGCGGGAGACCAGCAACGUCCGUGUGCUGCAAGAUAAAAUGAAUGUUUUUGUCAAUGGAGUCUGGUGGCAUUCAGUUCCCCGUCAGAAAGUAAAGCAUGGAACAUAUUAGACCUUCAUCUACUCCAGUUAAUACUCUGACUAUGGAUAAGUACCUCAUACCCCCCCGCUUUAAAAACAGUCUCCCUUAAUAAUGCUGUUGCAACACAACGUGUAGGUGUGUGGCUUGUAUGGUAGUGAACAAAGACAAACGUAAUCUCUAGCUUUGUAUGUGUACUAGCCGUCAGAUAUUCUUUCUCUUUGGCCUCUGAAACGAUGCUCAGAGUAUUUAGGAAGGCUUGUUGGCUAACUCUGAUCCUGCUUUGUGGCAUGCCCCCCCCAUUUUAAUACUGCACAAUGUGCCUGAUAUUCCACCUUCCUUGAGAUGAUUGACUUCAUGGGACUGUGCUGCUGUAAGCCAGUCUUCACUUCAGCAUUACGAGUAAACACAAGGACAGGAUGAAAUGUCGGCUACAUGUACGUGUCGGAGCACAACCUCCCUCUUUUACCCUCCCCCCUCAUUAAGUUAUUUUGUGGGAGGAGUCUUGUCAAUCCAAACCCACUUUAUUUUUUUUUAAUGGACUAAAACAUUUUGUUACUGUCGACAUUUUCAUGAUGUCUGUUAAUAAUAAAGACCUAUUAUUCAGGA
Cottoperca gobio is the source of this 2553-nucleotide messenger RNA. RefSeq names its product MOB-like protein phocein. The transcript is spliced from 9 exons. Gene Ontology annotation, cellular component: mitochondrion; mitochondrial matrix. The coding region runs from base 280 to 1059 and encodes 259 amino acids. NCBI's taxonomy places the organism in Eukaryota, Metazoa, Chordata, Actinopteri, Perciformes, Bovichtidae. The record is from RefSeq and is a predicted model, not a curated record. Gene Ontology annotation, molecular function: protein folding chaperone; protein-folding chaperone binding; ATP binding.